Molecule: messenger RNA, 711 nt
Organism: Lotus japonicus
Lineage: Eukaryota; Viridiplantae; Streptophyta; Magnoliopsida; Fabales; Fabaceae
Product: dolichyl-diphosphooligosaccharide--protein glycosyltransferase subunit DAD1-like
Exons: 5
Coding region: 7-354 (115 amino acids)
Biological process (GO): protein N-linked glycosylation
Cellular component (GO): oligosaccharyltransferase complex; membrane
Source: RefSeq, a predicted model, not a curated record
AAGAGAAUGGCAAUGUCUACAAGCAAGGAUGCCAAAGACCUUUUCAAUGCUCUUUGGUCUGCUUAUUCUGCAAGCCCCAUAAAUCUCAAGAUCAUUGACCUCUAUGUCGGGUUCGCCAUUUCCACUGCCAUCAUUCAGGUAGUUUACAUGGCUUUGGUGGGAUCAUUUCCAUUUAAUUCCUUCCUUUCAGGAGUACUUUCUUGCAUAGGGAGUGCAGUUCUGGCUAUUUGUCUCCGGAUCCAACUGAAUAAAGACAAUAAGGAAUUCAAGGAUCAACCACCUGAGCGUGCUUUUGCAGAUUUUGUUCUGAGCAAUUUGGUGCUCCAUUUGGUGAUCAUGAACUUCAUCGGUUGAAUUGGCUUCUGUGUGGCAAUGAUUUACUUGCUCCAUUUGCAUGAUACCACUUAUGAAGAUGAAACAAUAAUACAAGUCACAUGUAGGUGUAGGUGUACUGUGGCUGUGGCUCAUGAAUCAGAAUUCAUGAUGUAUUUCUUUUUUUUUGACCAAAAGAUUCAGGAACUCAAGCAGCUUAUAACUUAAGAAAUGCAUAAAUAUCCUUUAUCAAUCCAUCUCUAUUCUUUCCUAGUCCAGUAGUCCUCACUUUACAUUGCCACCAUGGCUUCUUUCAAUAACUCCCCCAUUGGCUUACUCACCUAGCUCUCCCUAAGCCAAUCCUAUUUGUUAUGGAUUCUAUAUUGUAGUUUGAUGAAU